Molecule: messenger RNA, 1095 nt
Organism: Physeter macrocephalus (sperm whale)
Lineage: Eukaryota; Metazoa; Chordata; Mammalia; Artiodactyla; Physeteridae
Exons: 6
Coding region: 102-722 (206 amino acids)
Cellular component (GO): nucleus
Source: RefSeq, a predicted model, not a curated record
GAGGGUGCUGCUGCCCAGGGCCUGAGGACCCAGGGCCACGCGAGUAUUUCAGUCUCCUUCCAGGCCUGGGGUCCCGGUCAGGUCGUGGUGAGGCUGGAGUAAUGAAGAGGGCGUCUGGCCUGGUGCAGCCAGGUGUCAGAACUCAGAAAGGGCAGAAACGGGGGAGAAGGGCCACACCCUGCGGGGGGCCCUUUUCAUCCAGUGGGCGCCAACAGGAGGCCUUGAAGGAUAAAUCCCACCCGUCCCUGCUACCUCCCCGCAACGGGUCCCUGGAGGCCUCAGAGUCUUGCGGCCGCCCUCCCCCGUGCUUUGCCCCAUCCCAGGCUGGGGCCCACCUAAGUGGCCAACGGACGGGCCCUGAGCCUUGGGCAGCCUGGGAGGGGGAGAGAGCGGGGGACAGGCCAGGCCUGCUAAGAAGGCGCCGGCUGUGCUCUUGUCCCCCCACAGGCCGCAUCGACUGUCAGCGUCACUGUGGCAUCUUCCAGUACGAGACCAUCUCCUGCACCAACUGCACAGACUCACACGUCGUUUGCUUUGGCUACAACUGCAAGUCGUCGGCAGAGUGGGAGACAGCAGUGCAGGGCCUCCUCCAGCACAUAAAUAACUGGAGCAAACAGGACACCAACGCAAGCUUGAUAUCACCAAGCUUCAGGUGUCUGGAGCCCCCGCACCUGGCCAACCUGACUCUGGAAAAUGCCUCCGAGUGCCUGAUGCAGCACUGAGGGCGGCCAGGCCAGCCAGACCCGCCCCCACCACGGUGCGGGGCCAAGACUCCGCUGGACCACCUCGGCCUGAUGCUGUGGAGCAGGCCUGCUGCUGCCUGGGUGCUCCACCCACCUUGGAGCCUGGGCUGGGCCGGGCCGGGGCUGGGAGGAGGGGAAGGGAGGUAGACGGGUUAGUAUAUAGUGGCGGGAUCACAGCUGUUUGACGGAAUGAUUAAAUAUCCCUGACAUUUCUCAUCCCGAAGUGGUCCUUUUUGGGGCUCCAGGCUGGGGCCCCAGGCGAGGUGCGACCUCGGCCUACAGGGCAGGGCUGCAGGGCUUCCCAGGCACACACGGCAACCAGCCUUCAGGGCAAGUGAUUCUUUUGAUGACA